Molecule: messenger RNA, 5666 nt
Organism: Chelmon rostratus (copperband butterflyfish)
Lineage: Eukaryota; Metazoa; Chordata; Actinopteri; Chaetodontiformes; Chaetodontidae
Gene: kdm4b
Product: lysine (K)-specific demethylase 4B
Exons: 22
Coding region: 145-3969 (1274 amino acids)
Biological process (GO): chromatin remodeling
Cellular component (GO): nucleus
Molecular function (GO): histone H3K9 demethylase activity
Source: RefSeq, a predicted model, not a curated record
CUCCAAAUAGCUUCAGUCAGCUUGCUAAUGCUAGAAGAAAAUCGAUCCCGGGAAUUUUUACCAAACGAAACCAAAUCGGUUGAACGAAACAGAGAGGGCACUACUUAGCUGCAGGAGGUUUACCUGCAACCCUUAAAAGACCCAAUGGCUACCGACAUGCCCAUGGACACGGUGCCGGCUCCUAACCCUGCCCCAGCCUCCCCUCUUCCUCUGUGCUCCAGUGUAGCCCAAGACCAGAUUCCCACCCAGGAGCCAGCAAUAGCUGAAACCCCAGACUCAGAAGUGACCUCAGAACACAAUGCCGGUCCGGAUCUCACCCCGGCUCAGCCAACAGACCCAGACGUGGCCCCGGGCCUUGUUCCAGGUUCUGAGCUUCCCCCAACUCCUCUGCUGCCACCACUGCCAUCAGUCAGCGCCAAGAACCCCAGCUGCAAGAUCAUGACCUUCCGGCCCACCAUGGAGGAGUUCAAAGACUUCGCUAAAUACAUCGUCUACAUGGAGAGUCAAGGGGCUCACCGUGCUGGACUGGCCAAAGUGAUUCCACCGGAGGGCUGGAAGCCGCGGAGGUCCUACGAUACCAUCGAGGACAUGGUGAUUCCAGCUCCCAUCAUGCAAGUGGUGACUGGACAAUCGGGUCUGUUCACUCAGUACAAUAUUCAGAAGAAGUCUAUGACUGUUAGCGAGUACCGCAAGCUGGCCAACAGCAAGAAAUACUGCACACCCCGGCACAAAGACUUUGACGACCUAGAGAGGAAGUACUGGAAGAACCUCACAUUUGUGUCACCCAUUUAUGGUGCAGAUGUCAGUGGCUCCAUCUAUGAUGAGGACAUUCAAGAGUGGAACAUCGGCCACCUCAACACGCUGCUGGAUAUGGUGGAACAGGAGUGUGGCAUUGUUAUCGAGGGUGUCAACACUCCCUACCUGUACUUUGGCAUGUGGAAGACCACCUUUGCCUGGCACACUGAGGACAUGGACCUAUACAGCAUCAACUACCUGCACUUUGGACAGUCCAAGUCCUGGUAUGCCAUCCCACCAGAGCACGGCAAGAGGCUGGAGAGGCUGGCACAAGGCUUCUUCCCUGGCAGCUCCCAAGGCUGUGAUGCCUUUCUUCGCCACAAGAUGACGCUGAUAUCUCCAUCCAUCCUGAAGAAAUAUGGCAUUCCUUUUGACAGGAUAACUCAGAAUGAAGGGGAGUUUAUGAUCACUUUUCCUUAUGGCUACCAUGCUGGCUUCAACCAUGGCUUCAACUGUGCAGAGUCCACAAACUUUGCCACCCUGCGCUGGGUGGACUACGGCAAGAUGGCUACCCAGUGUACCUGUCGUAAGGACAUGGUGAAGAUUUCCAUGGAUGUGUUUGUGCGCUGCCUGCAGCCAGAUCGCUACGAGCUGUGGAAGCAGGGCAAAGACAGCGCAGUGUUGGACCACCUUAAGGCCACGGAGCUCAGCAGCCCCGAACUAGAGCGCUGGAGGGAGCAUCGUGUAACCCAACGAGCAAACCUCCUACGAAGGGCCAUGCAAAAGAUGAAGCAGGUUCGUCGUUUAAAGCUUGGGGAGGUGAAGGUGCUGGCUGAGGAAGGCAUUGAGCUGAAUGCUACUGAUUACCAGCGUCAGGUGGAGGAGCGCGAGGCCCAGCGGAAGCUGGAGAGGGAGGAGCGUCUUGCCAGAGAGGCCAUGAUGACCCUGGAGGCCAUGGAGCGUGAGGAGCAGGAGGCUGCCAAAGCCGCUGCUAAAGCAGCAGAGACUGCAGCUGUAAAGGCUCAAGAACCAGAGGCCAAACCACAGAACUUGACAGAGGACAUUGACAAAAAGAAGCACAAAAAGCCGAAGAAGAUGUCAAAUACCAACAACGCCAUCACUGGGUUUGAGGAAGCGUUUGAGCAGUUUGCUACAGGCGGCAUUAAGAAUUCAAAGAAAGCUAUAGUCAGUCAUCCAGAGGUGGGGAACCCUCUUAGCCCAAGACAGAGUGGCAUCCCAGCAGACAGCAAGCUGGACGCGAGUCCCACCCAGGCAUGCUACACCAAGAUGAAGAUGCCAACAGAGGUAAAAAAGAGUCGGCGUCACCCCCUCAGCAAGCCUCCCAUGCGCUCCCCUUUAUCCAUCUUAAAGCAAGAUCCGACCAGUGACAAAGAGCUGUCCUCCCCCAUGCCGCUGGACAGCGACAUGAAGAAACAGGAGCACCUGUGGCAGAAUCAGUCACCCAACUUCCUGGCAGAGAAGGCCUUCAAUGCUGCAGUGGCAGCUCUCCAACCACACUGUGCUAUUUGUUCACUCUUCUGUCCCUACACAAAGCCACACAAAGGCAUCUUCAUUUCAAAUGACCCGCAUAGCGGAUCCGUUCCCCGCCAUGGCAGUUUGACUCGUCCGCUGGUCCCAGAGAUGUGCUUCAGUGUCGGUGCAUGUAACACCGAGCCUCCACCCACCAACUAUCACAUUGGAGAGGAUGGAACCAGUGUUCUGCUCCGCUGUUCAUCUUGCCACAUGCAGGUUCAUGCCAGUUGCUACGGUGUGAAACCAGACUCUGUCAGUGAAUCCUGGAUGUGCACUAGGUGUGCUGAAGGAGCCUGGACCGUGGAGUGUUGUCUCUGUAACUUGCGGGGAGGAGCUUUGAAGACUACUACAGAUGAGCGGUGGGUCCAUGUUAUCUGUGCCAUCGCUGUGGCUGAAGCUCACUUCGUCAACGCCAUUGAGAGGGAGCCAGUCGACGUCACUGCUGUUCCAGAAUCACGCAAGAAUCUGAAGUGUGUGUUCUGCCACAGCAAGAAUGCCAAUCAGAACCGUGGCGCCUGCAUCCAGUGCUCAUACGAGAAAUGCGCCACCUCCUUCCACGUCACCUGCGCCCAAAUCGCUGGAGUCGUUAUGAUGCCAGCCGACUGGCCCUAUGUGGUAUCGGUCACCUGCCACAAACAUAAAAGGGUCCCUCCGAAGCCUCGGACAACACCCAAAGGCCCAAAGGGUCUGACCCUAGGCCAGAAGGUGAUUGGUCGUAACAGUGACGGCUGGCACUACCAUUGUACCAUCAUCGGCAUGGCAACACAGACGUUCUACGAGGUCAACUUUGACGAUGGCUCAUAUUGUGACAACCUGCACCCAGAAAACAUAUUAAGUCAUGACUGCCUGCGUACUGGUCCUCCUGAGGUGGGGGAGUUGCUUGUGGUUGGCACGCCAGAGGGUCAAGUCCUCAACGCUUCCUUUGUCAGGCAGCACACCCAGAAGAUCUACCAGGUUGAGUUUCAGGACCAGAGUCAGCUGAUGCUAAAACACUCAGAGAUCCAUCAGCUGGAUCAGGAACUGCCCAAGAGGGUCCGAGCCAGACUGGCCAUACCUGUGACACAGGAGGAAGUUUCUUCAGCAGAUGAAGCCCAAGCAGCCAAACGCCGUUGCCUGCCCUCAGGUUCAGCCCCGCCUACUGAAACCCCCAUGGAGACAACGGAUGAGCCCGCCUGCCCCCCAACAACAGCCCCAAUAGCAGCACCAGCAGCAGAACAAGCAGCCAAACGGCGCUGCCUACCCUCAGGUUCAGCCCCACCCGCUGAAACCCUCAUGGAGGCAACAAAUGAGCCCGCCUGCCCCCUGACUACAGCUCCGGUAGCAGCACCAGCAGCAGAUCAUCACAGUAUUAGUACACCGCUGACCUCACAACCUCUGUUUCAGCCCACCACAACCCCACAGGUUGCUCCGGCCCCGACCAGUGGGAUUCAGAUGGACGCUGAGACCCCAAUGGACUCAAGUGUCACCCUCACCGACGCUCCAACGGAGUUUUCCCCAGCCUCAGACCCUGCGCUGACUCCGCAGUCGACCCCUUUUCAGUCAACGUUGAACUCUGACCCCCUCCUGUCCACCCAGUCCCCUCCACCACCACCCCAGCACAUGACCGACGGCUACAUGCCGAGCAGCGGCUACGUUUCCUACAUGGAGGCCCUCCUCCAUUCACAUUUCCCUCAGGACAAUGGCCCUGGACCCCUGUAUUAAAAACCGAUUCCACUAUAUUAUUACUCGGCCAGUGGAGGCUGAGCCCAUAGGAAGUAAGCUAAUGGAGGUGGAUUCUACUGAGUGCUGUAAUGGACAAAACACAUUUCCUCCACCUGCUGUGAGAGCAGGAAAAGGAAAAGACAGGGACACACAAGCACUCCUUUAAUGCAUGUUACCGUUCUGUUUUUAAUGUAUUUGCAGUGGCGCUUUAGCCUGGUCUGAAGCAGCAGCUAAAGAGGACAAGUUUUUCUUUUUAACAUUAUUAUUAUUAUUAUUAUUAUUAUUAUGAUUAUUUGUUUUCCUUUUUUAAAUUUAGGCCUUUUUGCAUUUUUUUCUUUUUUCGUCAGCUGCUGUGCUUUUCUCCUCCAUCUUAAUAUGAAUACGUCUCUGGGUGGUAUCAACUCCAUACCUCGUUGCAUUAAUUCAAUAACAGCACACUCCCAUUUUCUUUGUACAGGAAGCCAAUAACUAUGACUAUGCCUCUCAACAUUGAGGCCCUGGUGGACUUCACUUCUUUUUUUUUCUUUUUUAAAAACAAGUAACCAGCAACAAAGUCUAUUUUUCAAUCAGGCCACUUGUGGCUUUGAAACUGGUGGAACUACAGUGUCACAUUGUCCAUCUACAAGAUAUUUUCAGCAAGGUGUUUUAUUGUCCGGUUGCAAGAGGUAAACGGGGGAAUGGGGUUAAAAAAAAACAUGUAUUGUAAGGGGAACUCAGUAUUUAAAUGUCUUAGUCAAAUAUUGAAAGAAUUAUUUGUAAUAGAAGAAAACCUGUUGAAUGCAAAUACUAUUAGAUUUGUCUGCAGGAUGCAAUGAAUAUUUGUGAUGAUGUGUCACAGUAGUUGACAGAUGAGACCUUUUAUGUAUUGAUGUCAUUCACUCAUUUGGUGGCUCCAUUUUUCACGCCCAAAACUAUCUCAGGGUUCCUACAUGUGGAAAAUAAAUUGUGUUUUAACAUCCAAGUCUUCACACAGUUAAGGAAGUACAGAACAGCCCAGAAAACUGCCUCAAAUGUUGCUCAGUCAUAAUUGGCACUGGAAUUGCUGUUGCUUACAUUGUCACAUUUGCUCCUGUUAAUGUUUGUCCAUUAUACUGAGUGAUAUCUUUGUUUACUGUCACGUUUCUCCUAUUAGCACAUGAAUUAUGAAGUCAGUUUAAAGGAUGGAAGUCUGGAAAGUGUCUGAUAUUUGGAAAAAGGAAAUUAUGUAGGAACCCUAAAAUCUGGAAAUAUUUUGUACCAUUCUUGGUUUAAAUUGUGUGUAUAAAUCAAUAUUGUAUAUUAAUAAUGUUGUCUGUUUUUUCUAUUACUGUAUCCUUUGUAUGUUCAUUUUCAGAAAUGAAUUCACAGACUUGGCCGAUCCAAAAAAGGUAUUAAACCUUUUAUUUUUGACAGAUCGUCACAGGCAUUUUACUCAGCUUGUACUGGUAAACACAGCUUUCUUUUCUUGGAUAUGGCCAUUUUGUGCUACAGAGGUGCUACAGAGAUAUUAAACUGCUGACAAACUGAGUUUCCUAACACACUCACCUUGUACAUACUUCAGGCCUUCUGUAUUGUGAAUGAAAUUUGUAAAUGUCGCACAUACCCUUUUUUGUUUGUUUGUUUCUGUCAUCACAACUGAGAUGUUGGAACACUCCUGUGUCCAAAUGAUAUCCAUCAAGAAAAUCUUAUUUCAUAGGGAUUAAAGUGGGUUGCUAGUC